UUAAAUCACAGGCUUUUAAGAUCACUUUUGAUACUCAUCUUUUAAUGCAUGACAUUUGUUGUUUAAAAAUGCCUUUGUAAUGCUUGUGAUAUUCAAAAUAUAUUAUGUGAGAGCCAGGUACCUGCAUACAAGAUGGUGUGUGCUGUUCUACUUGGCAGUACGGAUAAGAAUGGAAAUAUCUGACCCUGCUUUUUCUUCAGAUUCUGUAACUUAACUUUUGAUCUGUCUUUAAACUUUGUUCCUAGCCCUCAUAUGCAUAAAGAAAGCAAAACCUGGCAUAUGUCCUGUUUGUAUAUGACAGGCCUGGUUCAGCCAGCACUCUUAACCAUUUAAAGUAGGUUUCUUUUUUUCAUUUUACACAGCCCACAGAAACAUCAGUGGGUCACAAAAAGGUGUUUCUGACUUGCAGGUGCCUUUUUCAGACUACGAGACCCAUUGGCUUCUUAUUUAGAAAUAAAUUUUGCAUUCCUGACUCAAUGCCAGGGGCACUCAUGGAGCUGAGCUUCAUCUGCUUUACAGUUAGAUACCUGCAGUUCAGAAUGACAAGCACGAGCUAAUUGGUUUAGGUCUCUUUUUGUAGUCACUGGAGAUAAAUAUAUGGUAAAGGGAGAGAUUUGGGUAACUUCCAAAGUCUGUCUUUAAAUGAGAUGAAUCAUACCUGGAUGAUUCGGUUUGUGCAAAGAAGUUCCAUGGUCACUAGGUCAGGCUUAGGCACCUAACAUUUGGACACCUGAAUGAGCUCAGAUUUUUUUUGGUGAGAAUAACAUGAGGACUCCCACUGCUGUACCUGUAGAGCUUCUGAACUCCUCCGGUUCCUUCUGGCUUCUGUCCUUCUGGCAGCUUUUUGGCUUGCAGCCUGUUCUGUUGUCCUUAGAGCAUUGACUUUCAUGAAAGAGGAAAGAAUCAUAAAGAAAAUGUGGCAAAAAGAAUUAGUGAGAUUAAAAAGAAAAGCUUGGAAAAAGCAAAAGAAGAAGAAAACAUGUCAAAAGAAUUUGCAGCAAUGGAGGAAGCUGCAAUGAAAGCAUAUCAAGAGGAUUUGAAAAGGCUUGGAAUUAAGCCAGAUGAAGUAGGUCCCAGUUCGACACAGAGUAAAACACAAGGUAACACAGUGGAAACUAAAGUAAAGAAAGAGAAGAAAGAGAAGAAGGAAAAGAAAGAAAAGAAAAAAAAGUCAUCUCAAGACACCUCAGUGCCAUCAAAAAGUGAAACGAAGGAGUGGGUGCAAGGGCUUUCUCCUGAAGGCUAUACAUAUUACUACAACACAAAAACUGGAGAAUCACAGUGGGAGAAACCUAAAGGAUUCCAAGGCAACUCUCAAAACUCACAAACGACAGCAGAGUGGGUAGAAGGUGUCACUGAAGAUGGUCAUACCUACUACUAUAACACACAAACAGGAGUAUCCACAUGGGAGAAACCAGCUGGUUUUGUUUCAUCUUCAAAUGAGAAGAAUCAACAUGACAAGGAUUCUGACUCAGACUCAGAAGACAGUGAAAAUGAAGCACAGAGUUCAGAAACAAAUUUCAAGAGGAAAGGAGAUAAUGGUGACGACUCAGAGGAAGGGAAAAAACCUCCCAAAGCUAAAAAGUUAACUCCUUAUGGGAAAUGGCGAGAAGUUAAGCCAGCAGAAACUUCUGAUAAAGAGAGGAGUACGUCAGCUUCCCCAGAAACCUCCAGUGAUGCAUCUAACAAGACCAACACCUUUGGAAAAUGGAGAGCGCUUAAGGAAGCAGAUGCAGAAGAAGAGAAAGAAAAAGAACAAGAACAAGAACAGGAGCAAGAACCAGGUGACGAAGAGGACCUGGAGCUUCCUACUACAGAGAGUGACAGUCUACCGCCUCCAGUGAUAGAGGUUCCAGAAGAUGAGACAGUGAUAUUCAAAGAGAAGACAGUCACCUCCCUUGGAGACCUGACAGAAGGGGUGCCAACAUUUAAAAAGAGGAAAUUUGAAAAUGGAAAAUCUAGAAACUUAAGACAGAGACUAAGUGAUCAGUAAUACUUAACAAAUCAUUUCAGAUUCUGUUUAAGCUAGAGUGAAUCAAGAGUUUAAUAUUUUAAACAGGCUUUUAUAAAGAAAAUGUUGGAUAGAAAUUAAGGAUUUAUAGGUAUUAAAAUGUAAGUUGUAAUGUUUUUUAUUUUAUUUUGACGUGAUUGAGUUUUAGAAUGGAAGUUUGUGUUCUAUUACUUGCACAAUAUUGUAAAUACAGUUAUUUUUCAUUUUAACCAUGCCAUCUAAGUUUUAUUUGCUCUGUGUACGCUGUUUUAAAUAUAUUGUGUAAGGCUUUUUACUCCUUUUCUAAUAUAGGAGAAUGUAGUAAUCCUUAAUCUGGCAAGAAAAAAUGAUGCAGAUGUUUUAUUUUUACAGAGGAACUGGAUCCAUGGCAUGUACCAGAGAGUGAAAUCAUCCCCCCAGAUUGUUUAUCUGGAGUAGCUUCCCAACUAAUGAGUGAAAAUAUUGUGCUCACUAACGUUUGGCUUAUCGCUUGCAGAAGAGUAGGUGGUGAGAGUGCCAACAUUUCAAAUAGAUAAUUUGAAAGCUGUUUUCAGAGGAGUUAGUCACAUCAGUGCCACUCAUUUCAAAUGACGUUCUGAAAGAAAUUAUUUGUGUAGGUGCACGAUAAGUGUACUAAACCUCUGCAGAAGGUUUAAACCUGUUGAAUCUUUUAAUAACGGCAACAAAACCACCCCUGUUGGAGUAGAUAUUUCUGUAGUGUCUUCCUGGUGUAUUUUGCUUUAUUAUCAUCUCUAUUUGGAUUUUUCUUUCUUUUUUACACAUCAAGUCUUUUUUUUUUUUUGGUCUUUCCUUAUUCUCUCUUUCCCUGUAAAAAAAAUCACCUGAUAUUUUAGUGAAAAAAUAUUCCAAAGACCUGGGCCCUGCUACAGCACACAGCACCUUAUUGAGGCCAAUGGGUUUUGGCUGCUGUUAAGAGCACACUGAAUAGUUGCAGAGUUCGCUGAGCUGAGAGGGGCACAGUAUAUCGAAGCAUCAUCAGUCUUCAUACCAGAGGGAGAGGAAAACAGAAGAUGGAUACACAGAACUGAUGACUGUGCUGUCCAGGCUGGCUUGGAUGUUUUCUUGAGGGUUGUAGAUUUGAUUUCUUCAUUUGGUGGGACUGGUCUGCAUUUGGCGUCAUCAAGAUUCGUUGGUUUUGUAAGAAUACAGCUGCGCUUAUCGCUUCUCCAGGUAUCAAACAACAUACCAGAAAAGUUUGAAUCGUGAAUCCAUUAAAAAACAUGGCUCUGUUCCCAAAGCUCACAGUGUUUUGUGCAGGAGAGUCUCAGUCAGGAACAGAGGGUUCAGUUCAGACCGUUGUCAGAGUCCAGCCACAGCAAAAUAGAGCUGGUAACUGCUGAGCUUGAACUUCAUUGAUAAAAUGACUGUUGAUCUGUCAGUCAGUGGAGAAAGGAGUACAAGACAGGGAAUCUGGCUUAUUGUGUGUUACAAAGGAAGCUAAAAUUAUUUUUUUUUCUGUUCUGUGACAUUUUCUGUGUGUGUAGAAGAGAAUUAGGUAUUGUGUUUAAUCCCAUGUGUUUCUUUGGCUUCAUCAAGGUGGUUGUAUUUCUUCUGAUAGAUAGAAAUGUGAAAGUCUCCUGUAAUAUCUAGCCCUAAAUUGUCAUUUUGAGAUGCAGGAUGCAUGCUGGAUACUCUCACAAUCACAGAUGCAGAAGUGUACAUGUGCUCCACAUGAAAGACCUCCAGUGCAAGGCCAGAACAGAAAUCUUUCUAGUGAGGAGAGGUUGCCAGAUUUCCUUUUCAUAAACUUAUUAAGCACUUUGUUAAAAAGCAGAUUUUUCAUGUUUUGUUCCUAUUCUUAUUUCAACAUUACUCCAGCAGCUAGGAGCCAGCUCUAACUUCCAGCCUCUGUGUUUGUGACCAGUUUACACUCAUUUCCUCCCAACUUACUCAAGGAUUGCCCUUCACCUAAGUAGCUUUUCUUCCUCUCGAGUCCAUCACGUCUUUUCUCUUGGGAAUCAAAGCGUCCUUGUGUGACAGGACCUUCAGUGCUCCACCAGCACUUCUCUUCACCCAUUCCAGCCCGAGUUUGCCAGGCUCCUGUGUUCAAGCAAGAUUAAGGCCACGCCUGAUGUCACUAAUGCUUCCUUAGCGUAUUGGAAAUAACUCUUGAUACGUCCCUAAACCACUUUUGCCUUUCACAUGACUGCAUCGUGCUGUCUGCUGUGGCCGCCCUGUGAUUCCCCAGGACAACUGGUUCUUUCUGCUCCUCGGCCAUUGCCGACUGCCGAGUUAACAGUCAUCAUGCUUCCCUUUCAAGCACUUUUUUUUUGCCUUACGAAUUUGUUUUGUACUACUGUACUCAUCCUGCUUGUGUUACUUCAGGCCUGACGUAUAUUCGUCCCUUUACGAUCUCUGUAAAAUGAUUUUAUUGUUUAUUAGUACAGUGUUAUACAGUAGUACAGCUUUUUGCAGGCUCUGCUUUUAACAUCCUCUGAGCACAUCUUUCCCCUUUCAGUUAGGUUCCCAAAUUAUUAGCAUCUUAAAAGUGUCUUGUCACGUUGAAGUGGUCCUAGGCAGUGAUUUAAGAUACCUGUAACUAAAUUGCUCCAGCAGAUGUUUAAAACAUCUGAAAAUAAAAGUGUUCAAAACUUGUUUCUUUGACGAGCUGCUGUUAGUUGUAAUAUGAACCAAAGGUCUUUGUGAAGUACUGUGUUAAAUAGACAAACCAAAACAUUAAGAAAAAAAGAUCGUGUUUUCUUUUUUUCACUGCUAGUAAAAUUAAUUUAAAUAUUAUACACUUGCUUUUGCUGAUGUGAUUUCUAAUGCCUGCAUUUCAUAAGGAAAUACAGCACUUGUCUCUCCACUACCUUUGAAAGUCACUUUGAGAAGUUUAUUCUUUGUCCCCAAGUGUAAUACGGGCCAGUUGAAUCAAAUUGGGUAUAUCCAGAGCCACUGUUUAAUUUUGCACCUCGCUGUCAUUUCAUUUCCUUAUUGUGUAUCUAAACUAAAUAUUUUCUCUUCUAUACAAAAAUACUGUCUUGUGUGAGAUUUAAGGCAGACUCUGCUUUCCCAGGACAUCUGUUCUGCACAGAUCUCUCUCCCCUCUGUGCUGUCUCCCUGCAAAGUCUUCUGCCUUUGGAAUUUGCCAUAGGAAUCCUUUUGGUAUUACCAUUAUUAUGCUUCUUAUCUGCUAACCCUUCCUUGGGCUGCGCUGGCUCUUGACAAAGGAGUGUUCUUUUUUCCUGUUUCAGAAGAACAGCAUUUUCAGAAGAAUAAUGUUUUGUGUUCUGACAAAUCCAUUUUCCAUCAUGCAGCAUGUUUUUAUCUGCUUGGCUGCUUUUAUUGCAAGCUCCUUGAAUGAGGACUGCAUCCUUGAUGUUAUAGACUGUCAUAGAUAUUAUGAGCAAUAUGAGGAGGAGAGUUGGAGAGAAAGGGGGAGUCAUUGCCAUUUCUGAUGGUUUCUUUUGUGUGUUUUUUGAGCAAGUCAAUUCACCCUGUGUUUUUGUUUCCUUGCCUCAUCUUUCACCUGUGGUGUCUGUUUAGAGACAGCUUUGCAGUACAAAAUGCUUCUCUUUGGUGUGUGUGUUUUUACGGUAGAGCCUGCCUGAAGCUGGUGAUGCUUUUAGCCGCAAAGUUAUUGCAUAUACUAAACAAUAAAAUGAUUUUGUUGGGCAUUUGUUAUGCCAGGAUUUGUGCAGAGACCACCUGCUUGAUUUGACCUGGGUUAUAGAAUAAUCCUUGUUCCUACAUAGGCUAAGACAAAUUUUAGCCUUUCACCUGGGAAUUUGUAGACUGAAAUUCAGACUUUCCCAGGAGGGUAAAGGUUGCUUUUUGUUUGACCUUCAUAGAGAGAAUCUGUGCUGCAGCAUCAUCCAGUCACAAUAUUCAGAUACAGGAAGUGGGAGGGCUGGUCAUGACAUAGAUCUGAGUUAAAUUCACUAAUCUAUGCAUGUAUAAAAACAUUUCUCCUUUUUUUUUUCUUUAACCCCUGAAAAAGAUGUUAUUUCAGUGCGUAUUUUGGCAUCUCAGAAAGGGAGUAAAAAACCAUUUCACAGCUUCAUUUCUAUUAUUUGCUUUUCGAGUUGUGCCUCCCCCUUUUAGUACUUUUCUCGUUACUGGUAUCUUCCUCAAGCCGUCUUCCUCCAGUAUUCCUAUAUAUGCAAAUCUACGUAUCACCGCUGUGCCGCCUUUCCCGCGCCCACCGUCUCCCUGCCCCGCCGGGACCCUGGGAGAGCUUCACGCUGUCUGACAGGGGCCACCGUGUCUGCAGAUCCCAGCUUAACACCGACCGCCUCUGCUGCCCGCUUCCAAGCACGACCUCACCUAUUUCAAACACCACACGGGCUAUUUCAAGACUGAACUGCGUGUGCUCCAUUGAAUUUCAUGAUAAUUUUUUUCUCCUGAGACAGAUUUCAUUCCAUUCCGUUCCUCCUCCUUCGAUCCUUUCGCUUGUUGGUACAAAAGUUGUCUUUUCAACCUUCUGCUAGUUGCUGCUGCCAGGCUUCGGGUCUGUUUUGUCAGCCGUAUCUCUCCAGCCUCUCUUGUAUCUACCUCUAAAGUCCUCUCUCCUUCUACCUGCUAAAUUAUUUAACUUAGGAAUUGUGUUAACUAUUUGUGUGAUUAACAAAUUCAGCUUUGUGAAAUGUUUUGGGAUGUAACUUGAAUAGAAGUUUCUGUGCAAAGCAAAAAGUGUUGCAAAUAAGCUGCAAAAAAAGGCUAGACUUGCCUAAGAGGAUUCCCAGAGAAUGUCAGCAAACGCAGAUUUGAUUUUCCAUGUAAAAGCAGAAGUAGCCUAUGUUAAAAACCAGCAGACAGCAUUACAGUGACCAGGGGCUGAAGACAGUGGAUAUUAAUGGCUUGCUUAGCCAAAGAUACAGUGAAGAACAGCAGGGUGAUUGAAAAGCGCUUGUUUUAGUUUAUAAGUAUUGUCUGCAAAGUUAAACAGCUGGUUUCUCAUUAACAGCUUCUGAGUUGCAAUUACAAAAUAUUGGAAGCUCUUGGAGUUUAUAUGAGAAUACAAAAUAAAGCUUUCAUUUGAACAAUCUCUA
This is a messenger RNA of Columba livia (rock pigeon), 7002 nucleotides long. RefSeq names its product WW domain binding protein 4 (gene WBP4). The record is from RefSeq and is a predicted model, not a curated record. Gene Ontology annotation, cellular component: precatalytic spliceosome; nucleus. The transcript has 9 exons. Bases 980 to 1993 code for a protein of 337 amino acids. NCBI's taxonomy places the organism in Eukaryota, Metazoa, Chordata, Aves, Columbiformes, Columbidae. Gene Ontology annotation, biological process: mRNA splicing, via spliceosome. Gene Ontology annotation, molecular function: RNA binding; zinc ion binding; protein binding.